AUUCUGGAGCGUUAUUAAUUCGUCGUAAGCUGUUUUUCCUCCCUCUUGUGAUGCAGACAGACAGGCAGACAGGGGGCAGAGCUGCUGCAGUUGUGUGAGGGCGCCGCUGGGUGAGUCUCUCCCCCCUUUACCAAAGAAAAGACGAGGAGCGCUGCCUGGCUCGGCCAACAGCAGCAGCAGUCAGCAGGAGCAGCAGCAGCAGCAGCAACAGCAGCAGCAGGAGGAGGUGGUGGAGGAGGAGGGCCGCCGCCAUUAUAGGAAAAGCUGGCAGAAACGAGCACUUUCACUCCCGCACUCUGCUCCUGAAACCCGGUAGAACGUGAAGGAUCGGUGUCGCAGCGAAACAGAAACGAAGCGGCCCCGACGAUCGUGAACGACUCCCCGUGUGCGGUGCGGCCGGCCCUGCUUUACCCCGGCACAACAAUGGACAUAAUAAUGACCGAAUAAAGCAACGUGGUGAAGCCGAGGGACGAAGAGGAAUGAGCGGAUUUUCUUCCACACGGCCAGGGAUCAUUGUUAAAACUGCAGGGAACCUCGGGGGUUUGAUUAUUCACCACCAGCCUUCGCCUCUUUUCCAAACCGUCUUUAAAUGCAACAUGGUGACAGCGAGGCUACAUACAAAGAGAAGCCGGACUUGGAGAAUCAGUAUUUAAAUCUCAUCACCUCACGGAGGAGUUGCAGUAUUAUUUCUAUCGUCUGUGAAUUCUAGGAACACAGCCACAACGUGUGUGUGUGUGUUGUGCGGUUUUGUGUGUAUGUACGUGUGUGUGUGUGUGUAGCAGCAGCAGAGCAUCAAGAGUCGAAGGGGCUGCGGCAGCGCCGUGGCCUGACAGAUGCAGCAGCAGAAAGGCUCUAAUGCCAUCGUAUGGAUUUGUUUCACAAAAGGAAUAAGGAAUCGUCUGCUCCUAUCGCUGCACUGAUAUUUAAUAAAACUGAACUCUGACCUCCAGCCCUGUGGAUAAGCCGCAACAUAUAUGGACAGAUUUCAAGUGAACUCUUGUAUACAGUGCCUGUCUAUGGCAGGAUGAGCGUCAGCUGACAAUGAUGGCGAAAAAACAAGAUGCCCGAUCCCCCAUUUACAACCUCGUUGUUGUGGGUUUGUCAGGAACGGAGAAAGAGAAGGGACAAUGUGGGGUUGGCAAAUCCUGUCUGUGUAAUCGCUUUGUGCGGCCCAGUGCUGAUGACUUCUACUUGGACCACACGUCAGUGUUGAGCACCAGUGACUUUGGGGGUAGAGUGGUCAACAAUGAUCACUUUUUGUUUUGGGGGGAGGUGGGGAGGGUCCUGGAGGAAGGCCCAGAGUGCAGGAUGCACGUUGUGGAGCAAACAGAGUUCAUUGAUGAUCAGACAUUUCAGCCCCACCGUAGCACUGCAAUGCAGCCCUAUAUCAAACGUGCUGCUGCGACCAAGCUGGCUUCAGCAGAGAAGCUGAUGUACUUCUGCACAGAUCAGCUGGGUCUGGAGCAAGACUUUGAGCAAAAACAAAUGCCCGAGGGAAAGCUGCAGGUGGAUGGAUUCCUGCUUUGUGUGGACGUCAGCCGGGGCAUGAACCGCAAUUUUGAUGACCAGCUGAAAUUUGUCUCAAAUCUGUACAGUCAGCUCAGUAAGACCAAGAAGCCCACUGUACUCGUCCUCACCAAGUGUGACGAAGGAGUCGAACGCUACAUCAAGGAUGCUCACACCUUUGGCAUCACAAAAAAGAGCCUACCUGUGGUGGAGACAUCCGCACGCUCAAAUAUUAAUGUGGACCUGGCCUUCCUCACUUUGGCUCAGCUUAUUGACAAGAGCAGGGGCAAGCCCAAGAUUAUUCCCUAUUUCGAAGCUCUCAAACUCCAGAGUCAGCAGAUAGCUUCAGCCAAGGAUCGAUAUGAAUGGCUAAUCAACCGUAUAGUCAAGAAUCACAAUGAAACCUGGUUAAACACAAGUCGCCGCAUGAACACCUCUCCAGAGUACAAAGAGUACGUCUUUUUAGAAGGAACAGCCAAGUGCAAGAAGCUUUUCCAACAGCACGUCUACCGUCUGAAACAGGAACAUAUCGAGAGGCGUCGCAGAAUAUACCUUAGCACUCUUCCCUUAGCACUUAGUUCUUUAGUGCCUGACUUGGAUGAGAUAGAUCAAUUGAGUUGGUCUGGGGUUCAAAAGGUUUUGGAGUCAAAGCAGCACUUCGCUCAUUGGUUUGUCGUUUUGGAGGACUCACCGUGGGAGGAUACGUCACACAUCGACAACAUGGAGGAUGAGCGAAUCCCCUCAGACCUCCUGGAGACCGAUGACGCAGAAGACAUAUUUAAUGCCCACCUGGAACAUCUGCGCAACGAGUGCAGACGGGCAGAGAUGAGACUGGAGUUUAAACACAAGUUGGCCUCCUCGCCCUUUGUCACACCUGGUAAACCAUGGGAAGAAGCACGCAGCUUUAUCAUGAAUGAAGAAUUCUACCAGUGGCUUGAGGAGCCGGAGUACUUGGAACUGUACAACCGCCACCAGAAGGAGAUCAUUGACCGUGCUAAAGAGGACUUCCAGGAGCUGCUUCUCGAGUACUCUGAACUGUUCUAUGAACUAGAGGUGGAUGCCAAGCCGAGCAAAGAGAAGAUGGGAGCGAUUCAAGAGGUUUUGGGAGAGGAGCAGAGGUUCAAGGCACUACAGAAGCUUCCAGCUGAAAGAGACGCUCUGGUACUGAAGCACAUCCACUUUGUCUAUCACCCUACUAAAGAAACCUGCCCCAGCAGUCCUCACUGUGUGGACUCUAAGAUCGAACAGCUCUUAGCUUCACGGUUUCCUUCCUGUUAUCCCUUCUUUGAUGUGAAAGCUCAUUUUGGAGACACUAAAGCUGACAGAAUCAACCUGGUCAUACUGGGGAAAGAUGGACUGGCCCGAGAAUUUGCCAAUGAGAUUAGAGCACUGUGCACCAAUGACGACUGGUAUGUGCUAGAUGGGAAGAUGUAUGAGCUGACGCUGCGGCCCAUCGAAGGAAAUGUACGUCUCCCCGUCAACUCCUUCCACACGCCCACCUUCACACCACAUGGGUGUCUGUGUCUGUACAACUCCAAGGACUCUCUCUCUUACGUGGUUGAAAGCUUGGAGCGACUGAGAGAAUCGACUUUGGGGCGAAGGGACAGCCAGCUGGCCCAGCUGCCCACCUCGCUGCUGUUAGUCACCAAGAGAGGCGUAGGCUCGUACGUUGAUAUAGGUGGAGAAACGGCCCUGAAACUAAUAACACAAGGACAGCAGGUUGCGAGGAGACUGCAGUGUAGCUUUUUAGACCCUGCCUCCCCCGGGGUGGGCUACGGUCAUAAUAUCAAUGAGAGUCAAAUCAACCAGGUGUUGAGGAGUCUUCUGGAUAUUAGGAGGAGCACUUCUUUCAGUAGCAGCUCCCCACCGCUACUCCCUGAACCUCAAAGUCUGCGAGACUCUCCUCACCAGACGGCUCCAGAGGCAGACCUCCGUGUGGUUGUCUGUCUGAUGUGCGGAGACUCCUAUGAUAUCGAGCAGCUUCUGGCCCCUUUCCUGAUGCAUCAGCACUGCAGGCCCAUGUCUAACAGUGGCACCUCUGUGCUGCUGGAACAAACGGUUGCUGGACACAAGAUAGCCAUAGAGUUGUCUCUGCUCUCCUACCAUGCUUCCUUCACGCUGCGAAAGAGUAGGUUGGUCCACGGCUACAUCGCUGUGUACUCUGUCUCCCGAAAAGCCUCCCUGGAGACUCUGUGUGCGUUCUUAUGUGAAGUUCAAGACAUCAUCCCAGUCCAACUGCUCGCAGUGGGAGACAGCCAGGCGGAGCUCACCGAUAGCGACUACGCCUGUGAACAGCUGAUCCAGGGGGAGGAGUUAGCCCAUGAGAUUGAAGGUCGUUUUAACACUGUGGUGUGUGGAUCAGGGGGCGUGGUCGGAGGCCUGCACAGGAUAGAAAUGUUCCAUUCUUUUCUGAUGGAAGUGGUGGAGAAACGGAACAUCGUGGAGGCCACGCACAUGUAUGACAACGUAGCCGAAGCCUGCACCAAUGAGAAUGUCUACUCUCCACGCUGCAGUUCCCCCAGUCCAGUCACCAUGUUUCUAGAUUCAGAGGACGACGUGGAACCAUCUCCUCCAUACUAUGACGGCACACUUACCUCUCACGGCGGGGGCUUCCACCUGGCUGAUUUAGACUCCAGUGAAAUGUCUGUCAUCUCUGAUAUGAGAGACUUUGAAAACAAACUUAACAACAAAGUUCCACCCCAGGUGAGGGUAAAACCAGGUGUCACCUUUGACUUCCGCAAGAUCAGCCGAAACCCUUAUAUCGACACGCUGGGUCAUCGUCGCUCCCUGCCCUCUGCCGUCACCUGGGUUCCUGGUGGAGACGUGGGCUACGAUCCCUCAGACUACGCUGAACCUAUGGACGCCGUUUCAAAACCACGCCCUAGUAAUGAAGAGAUCAUCUACUCUGUGCCACAUGACAGCACACAAGGCAAAAUCAUCACCAUACGCAACUCCAACAGGAUGCACUCGAACGGAAACGGCUCUGACAGUGAAGCGGACAGCAGCUCUCUGGAGCGCAGGAGAAAGUUCUCGGCAGUGGGGGUGAAGCCUCGUCUGUACCGGGACAGAUCCAAGAGGCUGGGAAAGUUCAGCAGCUUCCGCUCGAGCUUCAUAGGCAGCGACGAUGAGAUGGGAGCUCUGCCCAAGUCCAAGGAAGACGACUAUGGGACCCUGAAGGGUGAAAGUCUUGUUAAUGAGGAGAUCGAGGAUCCGAAAAAGAGGAACAUCCUGAAGAGCCUGCGGCGUACAGCCAAGAAAACCAGACCAAAGGCCCGUCCAGCUAUUCCCAAACCAAUAGAGAGCAGUUACUUUGGAGUUCCCCUGGUAAACGUGGUGUCUCCAGACAGGCCUAUUCCAAUCUUCAUUGAGAAGUGCGUUCGCUUCAUCGAGACAACAGGCUUGAACACAGAGGGCUUGUAUCGCGUAAGCGGCAACAAGUCGGAGAUGGAGAGCAUGCAGAAGCAGUUUGAACAGGACCACGGCAUAGACCUGGUGGAGAAAGACUUCUCCAUAAACACUGUGGCUGGAGCCCUCAAGAGCUUCUUCUCGGAGCUGCCUGAGCCCCUGGUGCCUUGUGCUCUGCAGGUGGACCUACUGGAUGCUUUCAGAAUAAAUGACAGAGAACAGAGGCUGUACACUAUGAAGGAUGUCCUGAGGAAGUUCCCCAGAGAGAAUUAUGACGUCUUCAAAUAUGUUGUGAGCCACUUAAACAAAGUGAGCCAGCUGAAUCGGGUGAACUUGAUGACCAGUGAUAAUUUGUCCAUCUGCUUCUGGCCCACACUCAUGAGGCCCGACUUCACCACCAUGGACGCGCUGACUGCCGCCAGAACCUAUCAGACAAUCAUUGACACCUUCAUCCACCAGUGUUCCUUCUUUUUUUACAACCAACCCCUCCUGGACUCCCCCACAGGCCUGGGGGGGCUCCCAGCCUCCCCCACCACCACCCUGGGUGGAAGCUCCGCCUACUCUUGUUACCGCUCCUCACCGCCGCACACCUCCACACACUUCAGCCCGCUGCAGCAGUCUCCGCCCACCACCCCCCAGUCUCCGAUGCAGUCACUGCUCCCUCCCCUCCACCAGCACCCCCACUCCCACCACUCACCUGCCGAACAAGAGACACUGUGAGAGACGAUACCAAACCACGUGUGCCCAUGAUGAUGCUGGACCUUCUCACCACGUCCCACUAGGAGAAGAAAAAAAAAA
Molecule: messenger RNA, 5709 nt
Organism: Cynoglossus semilaevis (tongue sole)
Lineage: Eukaryota; Metazoa; Chordata; Actinopteri; Pleuronectiformes; Cynoglossidae
Gene: arhgap35b
Product: Rho GTPase activating protein 35b
Exons: 7
Coding region: 1042-5631 (1529 amino acids)
Biological process (GO): regulation of axonogenesis; Rho protein signal transduction; regulation of cell size
Cellular component (GO): cytosol
Molecular function (GO): GTPase activity; GTP binding; GTPase activator activity
Source: RefSeq, a predicted model, not a curated record